This is a messenger RNA of Myxozyma melibiosi, 963 nucleotides long. RefSeq names its product cytochrome c oxidase subunit IV-domain-containing protein. The transcript has 3 exons. Gene Ontology annotation, biological process: mitochondrial electron transport, cytochrome c to oxygen. The record is from RefSeq and is a predicted model, not a curated record. Bases 62 to 652 code for a protein of 196 amino acids. Lineage: Eukaryota; Fungi; Ascomycota; Lipomycetes; Lipomycetales; Lipomycetaceae.
CUCCUCCUCCUCCUCCGCCUCUCUCCGCUCUCAACUCUCCACUCUUCUGCUCUUUCCCACAAUGUCCCUCCUCAGAGCCAUCGCCCGUCCCGUGGCUUUCGUCCGCCCGCUCUCCUCCCCCGCAGCCCUCCUCGCCCGCCGCGCAAACUCCUCCGUCACCGCUCCUCCCCCCGAGGACGUCACCACUCCUCCCCCCCAGGACGCCAAAACGGGCCGUAUCUCCCGCACCAAGCCCCCCACCAUCCCCACCCCGCUGAUUUCCGAUCUGCCCGCGCGCUGGGAGUCCCUUCCCAUCAAGGAGCAGGCCGCGCUCACCGUCAAGAUCUGGAAGCGCCAGACAUUGCCCUGGACCGAACUCACCCUCGACGAGAAGCGUGCCUCUUUCUACAUCUCCUACGGUCCCUGGGGCCCUCGCAAGCCCAUGCAUGGUCCCUACGACACCUACAAAAUCAUCGGCGGUGUGAUUCUCGGCCUCGCCGCCAGUGUCGUUCUCUUUGCCACUGCUAGAUCAUUCGGCGGCCCUGCUCCCCGAACUCUCAACCGCCAGUGGCAAGAGGCCUCCGACGAGCGCUACAACACCGGUCUCGUCGAGCCCUUCAGAGGCAAGUGGUCGCUCGUCCAGAGCGAUCCUGUUGUCGACGACGAGGAGUAAACACCCCUCUCUUCCUCCUCCUCCUCCUCGACCUGCAUCUUUGUUAUACUGCUUAUUAUUCCAUCAUUUCACACAAAAAGAAUAUAACCUUUCUUCUUUCCCUUUGAUUAUCUCUUUUUACUCGACAAGUAUCGGUAUUGGUGCCGCCUACUUCUCCCACAUAUUCCUUUUCUUUUACUGACCUAUCUACAACCAUCUCUCUUGUUUUGUGUUCUUUUAUAUAUAACUGGAGUUUUUAAUUAUUUCCUGCUUUGGUUUUCAAAGAAAAGAAAGAAAAGAGAAAGAGAGACAAUGUGAUAUUACUAUACUAU